Eremothecium sinecaudum is the source of this 366-nucleotide messenger RNA. It is a transcript of the gene CKS1, whose product is annotated as cyclin-dependent protein kinase regulatory subunit CKS1. Gene Ontology annotation, molecular function: ubiquitin binding; protein kinase binding; cyclin-dependent protein serine/threonine kinase activator activity. Gene Ontology annotation, cellular component: SCF ubiquitin ligase complex; cyclin-dependent protein kinase holoenzyme complex. Bases 1 to 366 code for a protein of 121 amino acids. Lineage: Eukaryota; Fungi; Ascomycota; Saccharomycetes; Saccharomycetales; Saccharomycetaceae. The transcript has a single exon. Gene Ontology annotation, biological process: regulation of mitotic cell cycle. The record is from RefSeq and is a predicted model, not a curated record.
AUGUUUUCUAAUCAUCCAUUCCAAGGUAGAAAGUUGACAGAGCAAGAAAGGACUAGAGUCCUUGAGUUUCAAGAAUCAAUUCACUACUCUCCAAGGUAUUCUGAUGACACACAUGAGUAUAGACAUGUUAUGCUGCCCAAAGCCAUGCUCAAGGUCAUACCUUCAGACUACUAUAACUCAGAGACAGGAACGUUACGUAUCCUGACCGAGGACGAGUGGCGUGGGCUUGGUGUAACUCAAUCUCUAGGAUGGGAACAUUAUGAGUGCCACGCACCAGAGCCGCAUAUUUUACUGUUUAAGAGACCAUUGAAUUUUGAAGCUGAGCUGCGUGUUGCACAGCAGCAGCAGUAUGCAUCCGCUCGGUAG